UCGACGACCACACAACGCUUCACAGCACAGGACUGGACCGACGCGAUAGACACACUAUUGCUGCUCUCAAAACCACGCCCCGUCAACAUCACCUCCCAAACACCACCGAUUGAAGUCCACCCCAAAACGAAACCUUGCAAGCAUCGCGCGAUUCUCCGCCGCACCUUCAGUCUAGCCGCUACCACCAGCACAUUUCACGCACGCUUGCGCAACAACCACAGCCAGCAGGACUCUAAGAAAUCGAGAACCCCCACCUCCAAGCGGAUUGCCUUGCAACAUACAUGAUAUAACUUUCCCAAAAUGCCAACAGCAGGCCUCAAAACGAUAAUCGCCCUCUCCUUCGUGCUGGCUGUCGGCUUCCUGCUCGUCAUCCUCUCGUGCGCCCUCUGGCACUCGUACUACCCGUUGCUGGUCGUCGCCACCUAUGUAGUGGCCCCCUUGCCCAACUGGAUCUGCAGCCAUUGCGCGAACCCGGACGACUUUGUCGAGAGCUCGGGCGCCGCCGUGCUGGACCUGGGCCGAUUCUGCACGGGGUUCCUCGUCGUCAUGGGUAUUGCGCUACCCAUCGUGCUUGCCCACUCGAAUGCCAUUACCAUCCCCGCCAUGGUCAUGUCGGUUAUUGGCGGCCUCUUGAUCUAUGGGACGAUAAUCAGCUUUGCCAUGUUCUUCCAGGAAGAGCAGGAGUUUUGAAGUAGGCAGGGCGAGAGUAUUGGAGUAAACGAUUAGUCGCGGGCGGGGUUCGAAUCUUGGAGCAUGAAGAUGCGAAUGGCAUGGAACCAAUGGGCUUUUAAUGGGCGGCAUCUCUCGGUGUAUAACAUGGCGCUUUAUUACAGGCAGGGACGGUGGGUUCAGCAAGCGAUACUUGGUUGACUCGAGAGGUUGGAAAGGGGCGCGUUGAAUGCAUGGUGCAUCCAGUCGAAUUUAUCAGCAUUUUCCUGGUUGCCGGCUCUUCACUGUCCGGUUCUCGACUAUCCUCUGUACAACGCGUUAAAGCCUUGUAUCCCCUUUGCGGCCGUUGAGCCCAAGCCUGUCUAUAAGUGGCGAGAAACGCCACUGUCCCCGUCAUUGUAACCACUGCGGCAGACACGUUGAGUAUCCGUUCCCGUCCGUCUAUCUUUUUUUGUAACCAUGGCAGUUGAGAUCCAACCCCCCUACUUCGAAGCCAUCGCU
Messenger RNA from Parathielavia appendiculata, 1170 nucleotides. RefSeq names its product vacuolar protein sorting 55. Bases 301 to 690 code for a protein of 129 amino acids. Gene Ontology annotation, biological process: late endosome to vacuole transport via multivesicular body sorting pathway. The transcript has 2 exons. Gene Ontology annotation, cellular component: Vps55/Vps68 complex; endosome. The record is from RefSeq and is a predicted model, not a curated record. NCBI's taxonomy places the organism in Eukaryota, Fungi, Ascomycota, Sordariomycetes, Sordariales, Chaetomiaceae.